AUGGAAACCAAUUACGUCGAGAACUGGCAGCGGCGAUCAGCCUCGCCGUCAACCUUUACGCUGUGCCAGGGCCGCAACAACCGGCUGUCGCUGCUCAGCAGCAGCAGCAUCCGGUCGUCGGACGCGCGCAGCCUUACCAGGUCCCCGCCGCCGUCUUACGACGGGCUCACCGGCCUACCAAAUUUUGCGUCUGUCGGCGCGGAUUCGGCGCAGCAAGGCGGCGGUGACGAUGUUUCGGCCACUCUGGAUGCGCAUCUGCCGUUGAGCGUCUCUGAUAAGGGCUGGUCGGAGGUCGAGUCCGUCUCGAAGCAGUUCCUGGCUGAGAAUCUUCCUGGAUGGAUCGCCUCGAUGCAGCAGGCAGAAACCGGAGGGGCGGGACAAAAAUUAUCCAAUGCUACCGGCCAACAGCAGAAACCAUUCACCCAGAUGAUCAAGGCCGGCGUGCGCAAAGGCCGCAAGGGACUCGUGCUGCGCCUGCUCAGGCGUACGCUGGACGCGAACGAGAUUGUUGACCUGCGCUUGGACAACGGCGCCAUCCACGAAAAGAGCAUCAGGCGUACUUACGCCGCCCCGACGCUAGAACCAGCGCCGGAGCAGCAGCAGACAGCCGGUGGUGAUGAUGAUGAUGGCCUUGGAGGACCACCGUCAGAGCCUUUGCCGCCUGUCGAGCUCGAGGCCAGGCCGCCGGCUGCCGUCGUCCAUCAGGUGCCAGGCCUCCACGAGGCUCCAGCCGAGCCUGCCGUUUUCGAGUUGCCGACGUCGUCUGCCACGCCUGUGCCUCGUCCUGCGGUUGGUGUGCCGCCGCAGCGGCCUCCUGCCAGGGAUCGUGCAGCGGAUCAGGCGGCCGUGGCAGACCAGGCUGAACGGGAUGACGGCGAUGAAGAUGUCUUCCUGGCGACUUCGCCGACAGAGAGCCUCCUUCGCACCCUCUCCUUUGGACCGGAGGAGGCGUCGGCCUGGUCGGAGCCGGUCAUGGAUACCAGCGACUCGGAUUAUUCGCCGCCGUCGAGUAUUGUCCCUACGCCGACGAAAGGGCUUUCUGUCAGACAUGCGACCCACAGGCUGGUGAAGAGAUCUAGGUCUGGCGGAACGUUCGCCAGUGGGGCUUCUGAGGGAUCGCGGACGUUACCUCUAGACAUGGAAAGCUUGAACCGACGUCUGAUGCAGAGCUCGGUGAAGUCCGAGAAUGAGCAACAAUCACGCAUGGGCUCGGACAAUGCAAGAAAAUCUCUCGAACCACAAGAAACAGCGGAUAGCAGCGGACCAGUCCACCACGAGCAGAAGCAACUGGUUCGCCGGUCAGCGAACGAACACGAGCUUCAAGGGACGCCUAGGCCCCAUUCGGAUCAGAUAAAGGCGGACAGCAUCGCAAUCGGCAAUGAUGUCGCGACUGGUGUGGAUCGUCCGACGAUCUCGACGGCACGGCGGGAGGCAGAUUCGAUGGCGGCAACGAGCCGAAGCGCGCCGAGAUGGGAAGGCGCAAGCACCCAACACGAUUUGCAGAUCCCUGAAGCAUCUGGGAAGCUCGUAAUAUCCACGAACUGCGGCCCCGGGUCCGAUGGCACCACCAACAAUGUACCGAUGGCGUCAGGACCCAUUGCAGUACACACGCCGAUGCAGGUGCGGCAAGAUGAUGUGCGCAGCCAGAUGUCUCCUCAUUUCGAAUCCAACGGUCCCAUGCACGAGCUCAGGGAUGCGAGCCAGGGUUCGUUUGACGGAUCUGUCACAUUGCCCACGCUGAACCUGUCCGAGCCCGACAGCCCGGGUGGCAGCCUGUGGUUGCCGUCCAAUAUCGAAAUCAGGCCAUUGCCAGAAAAACGAAGCCCGGUGCACAGCUUCUUGUCGCACGCAACCAAGGCUACACUGGCACAGCUGGGCCGCGUGGCAGCAGGCCUGUACGACGCCUACGGGCCCGAGAAGCCAGUGCCGAAGGAUCACGUCCGCGUCCGCUGGACCUGCACAUGCGGAAAAGAGCUCUACGAUGACUUCAUCGAGCGCCGCCGGGGUGCUGCACGCGAGCUGGAAGCAUACCUCAACAGACCGCGUGCCCAUGCGUCGCCGAGCAGCCCGUCACACAGCGCCCACAGCAGCUUCUCCGAGCCCAGCCAGGUUUUCAGCAACAACCCAUCCUUGGCUCCUUCCCCGGCCACGACAUGGGGAUCUCUCGGCGGCGGGGAUGUGUCGCCCUCGAACUACAGCCCGACGGCGCUCCGAAGCAACAAUCCCUUCUCCGUCCGCGUCAGCACGCUCCCGCCCACGCGGUGGCUCUUGACCUGUGCGGAUGAGGGCGAGUUCACCACCAAGCUGUCGCACGUCGACGUGACCGAGACGAAGAUCCGGUCCGACCGGGAUCUCGCCAUGGCGGUGCGCAGCCUGUACUCGCACGUCAACCGCAAGUGGUGGCGGAUCCUGCGCCUGCGCGGCCUGACGAGCAUCGAUUUCGUGCAGUUCGAAGUCCACCGCAACCGCGUCGUCGACAUCCGCAAAUGCCCGGACAUGCCUCCGGUCUCCUCUUCCAAACAAGCGGCACACGGCAACCCGGUCUACGACUUCGAGCCGCACGACCUGGUGCCGCCGGUGGGGACGCAGUACCUGAUGCACCUGUUCGCGCACCCGGAGGACUACGACAACGAGUUCGUGACGUACGCGCGCGCGCCCAAGCGCCGCGGCGCCCGCCUCGACGUCGGCGUCGGCUGGGGCAUCAACCUCGUCGAGGGCUUCCUCGCCGACCGCGUGUGGCUGCUCGUCAUGCUGUUCUUCGUGCUCGGCAGCUCCGUGUUUGCGGUCGUGUGGGCGUGCAAGAGGGGCGAUGAUGUGCAGGGCGCGUUUGGGGUGGCGGGUUGGAUGCUCACGUUGGCGGCGCUGGUGGUGGGGUGGGCGCAGGCGUCGUUGGGGUGA
Messenger RNA from Lasiodiplodia theobromae, 2898 nucleotides. Its product is annotated as Transcription factor c2h2. NCBI's taxonomy places the organism in Eukaryota, Fungi, Ascomycota, Dothideomycetes, Botryosphaeriales, Botryosphaeriaceae. Bases 1 to 2898 code for a protein of 965 amino acids. The record is from RefSeq and is a predicted model, not a curated record. The transcript is spliced from 3 exons.